AUGACGGGGGGAGAGCGCCUAGAUGAGGAUCCUUCUGGAGCAACCUGUCUCACAGACUCUGACUGUCACAGAUAUGCUCUGUGUCAGCUAGCCCAUGGCUGCCGUUGUCAGGUGUGGGGAGAGUGUGUGUUGGUCCGUGUGGCAGGACAGCCAUGCCACAGUAGUAGUCAGUGUGCCGUGGGACUCGUAUGCGGCGACGGGUCUAGCCGAGCUCGCAGCCGAUGUGUUCCCAGCACUCAUCUCGAAGACCUUCCAAGGUUUGCAGACCUACCAGAGCCUGAUGUCGGAACCCAUCCUGACAUUCCAGCAACCUAUGGAGGACCGCUGUUGGUAGCCUCCAUAAGCAUCUCUCUGGUGAUCCUCUGUUUGAUACUGGCGGCGUGGUGUCGUCUCACUGCCCCAACUAACCUCCAUCAGUUCCAACCUCGCUCAGAUGCAGAUCUCAACUCAUCCUCAAGUGUCCUUAUUGGCAUGAAUCACAUACAGCCUUGUUACUCAUCAACACACAUGUUUGUCCAGCCUCACCACUCUAAGGAGCACCAGUAGUCAACUUCAGCUUUCAAAUUAUUUAUAAUUUUAGUUAGAUUAUUUCCCAACUCCCCCAGCUUUAAAUGUUUUGUAUGGUGAAAUGAUAACAAUAAA
Molecule: messenger RNA, 642 nt
Organism: Macrosteles quadrilineatus (aster leafhopper)
Lineage: Eukaryota; Metazoa; Arthropoda; Insecta; Hemiptera; Cicadellidae
Exons: 3
Coding region: 1-546 (181 amino acids)
Source: RefSeq, a predicted model, not a curated record